This is a messenger RNA of Aspergillus pseudonomiae, 1284 nucleotides long. RefSeq names its product putative serine/threonine-protein phosphatase. Gene Ontology annotation, biological process: polyphosphate catabolic process. Gene Ontology annotation, cellular component: cytoplasm. Bases 1 to 1284 code for a protein of 427 amino acids. Gene Ontology annotation, molecular function: phosphatase activity; endopolyphosphatase activity. The transcript has 3 exons. NCBI's taxonomy places the organism in Eukaryota, Fungi, Ascomycota, Eurotiomycetes, Eurotiales, Aspergillaceae. The record is from RefSeq and is a predicted model, not a curated record.
AUGGCAAGGUAUUCCAAUCUCGACAAUCACGAUUACACCGACGACGACUCUUCAGACGACGGUCUACAUUCUUUCAACGAUAACAACAACAAUGCCCCAUCCUACCGUCUCACCAAAUACACCCGCCCGUUAAUCGACUACGUCCGAAACGAGUGGCAAACCAACCCCAAAUAUGCCUCCCUUCCCCUAACAAACGGCGACACCUCCAACUGCCCGCGCUGGGUCCAGCUGCUCGGCUCCAUCGUAACGGCACCCCGCUUCCGCCGGUAUGUCGUGGUCUAUACGACGGUUCUGAUCUCCUGCUGGACCGUGUGGAAGUUCAUCGUCUCGCCGCGGCUGGAGGAGCAUGCGGCGAUUCUUCGCGCACUGGAUCCGCAGACGAAGGAGGAAGUGGGCGGGUGGUUUGGGGCGAAUGCGUUACCCAGGUUUGAUAAUCUGGUUCAGUUGAGGACGCUGGAGCCGUCGCUAUUACCUGGGGAGGUGGCAUCGGAGUCCGAUCCGCAUGGCGGGAGGAGGUUGAUUUUCAUCGGUGAUGUGCAUGGUUGCAAGGAUGAGUUGGAAAGACUACUAGAAGAGACAUCCUUCAACUCAGACACCGACCAUCUAAUCUUUACCGGCGAUCUGAUCACCAAGGGUCCCGAUAGCUUGGGCGUCGUCGACCUAGCCCGCAACUACUCCGCUUCCUGUGUCCGCGGCAAUAACGAAGAUAAGGUCCUCAGCCUCCGCCACAACAUGAUCGCCGCCAACACCAUGAACGACGAAUUCUUGGACAACGCGAACAUGCACAGGGGAAAGUACACAAAGGAGCGCCAAGUGGCACGACAGCUGAACGAAGAGCAGGCCGAUUGGCUCGAUACUUGUCCGGUCGUUCUGAACGUGGGCCAGAUCAGGGGCAUGGGACAGGUUGUUGUGGCCCAUGCGGGAUUGGUUCCGGGGGUGGAUCUCGACAAACAAGAUCCGUAUAGUGUCAUGAAUAUGAGGACUGUUGAUUUGGAUACGCAUGUGCCGAGUUCUUCGGGGAAGGGCACGAAGUGGACGAAGUUAUUCAACAAGCACCAGUCGCUUCUCUCCGAUAGUCUCCAUGAGACCUUCGAAGAUCCCGAGUCGAUGCUUACGACCGUCAUCUACGGCCACGAUUCCCAGUCGUCGCUUUCUCUCAAGACCUACACCAAGGGUCUCGACACUGGCUGCUUUAAAGGUGGAAAAUUGACGGCGCUGGUCGUGAGUGACGGUGGAGAGCAGAAGAUCGUGCAGGUGAGGUGUAACGACCAUACUAAAGAGUGA